Knipowitschia caucasica is the source of this 2937-nucleotide messenger RNA. The record is from the annotation of a GenBank genome assembly. Lineage: Eukaryota; Metazoa; Chordata; Actinopteri; Gobiiformes; Gobiidae.
AUGAAAGAGCAGAGCCUGAGUUUGAUGACAGCAAAGAAAGCUCCAGCGUCACCGAGGAUUCUCCGUCCAGAGUGGUACACGGUCCGGAUCUCUCUGGUCCCCUCUGGUCCAGCUCCUCUGCACUGGACCAUGUUUCCGUUCCCGUACCUCAGUGUGGUCAGUCCAGACGCUCGAGCAGGUACUGAGGUCUACAGGCUGUCUGUGAGAGACCAGGACCAAGACCCCGGCCGAGACCAGCACGUGCCCCAAGUGCACUUCAGUCUUCUGGAAGGAGGGGACGGCUGUCUGGAGGUGGAGCGGCUCUCAGGACUGGUGAAGACCACAGGAGCCCCUCUGUCUCCUGGGCUGGAGUACGAGCUGAAGGUGCAGGCGGAGGAGGCGGAGCGAGGGGAGGUCAUCUCUGCCUCGGUCUGGAUCCUCGCCGGACUCCGAGCGCCACAGUUCACCAACCAGAGCUAUGUGCUGCGAGUGGAAGAGAACACGGCACCCACACACACUUGCUCGGGAGAUGCCAGUAGCUCGGGAGAUAUCAGUAGCUCGGGAGACACCAGUAGUUUGGGAGAUACCAGUAGCUCGGAAGAUACCAUUCGAUCGGGAGAUACCAGUAGUUCGGAAAACACCAGUAGCUCGGGAGACACCAGUAGCUCGGGAGACACCAGUAGCUCAGGAGACACCAGUAGCUCGGGAGACACCAGUAGCUCGGGAGACACCAGUAGCUCGGGAGAUACCAGUAGCUCGGAAGACACCAGUAGCUCGGUGGCUCUGCUGGAGGCCGUCUCCUUCCAGCGUCGACCUCUGACCUACGUUCUCCUGCUGAACCCUGGGAACCUGUUCAGUGUGAACCAGGAGAGCGGCGCACUGAGUCUGACCAGAAGUGUGGACUAUGAGAGCGGACACCAUAUCCACGCUCUGCAGGUCCGAGUGACCGAGGAGCACACCAGGCUCAGCACAGUCACAGAGGUGGUGGUCCACAUCACAGACGUGAACGACUGCACUCCAGAGUUCGUUCAGUCCAUCUUCACCAUAGACAACGUCCCAGAGACACUGAGUCCAGGAACCUCUGUCCUGCAGGUCCUGGCUCGGGACUGUGACUCGGGUCUGAACUCGGACCUGUCCUACUCGGUUUUGUCGGAGGACUUCUCCGUCUCGGCGCUGGGCGUGUUGAGUCCGGCUCGACGUCUGGACUUCGAAAGACCGAACCACGGCUACGAGUUUAUAGUCAUCGCAGAGGACUCAGGAAGUCCUCCCAGAACCGGCUCCGCCUCCAUCCGGAUCCGCCUCCACAACAGCAACGACGAGACGCCAGUCUUCUCCCAGGACAUAUACCGCACCUUCUUGAGCGAAGACGCGGGUCCAGACACACUGGUCGCCAUCGUCCAUGCUCAUGACCCCGACGGAGACGGCGUGACCUACGCCAUCACCGGGGGCAACGAAGAACGCAAUUUCCUGCUGGACAAAAACAGAGGGGUGAUCACGCUGCGACGGAGCCCCGCCCCCGCGCUCUCGGGCUCAGAGUACAUCCUGAACGUCACGGCAACAGAUGACAACGCAUCAGGAGGACCACACCCUCUGAGCUCCAGCACACAGGUGCUGGUGGGCAUCAACGACAUCAACAACAACAAACCAGUGUUUACAGAGUGUCCUCAGUACAGCGCUCGGGCCCAUGUGUUGGAGAACCAGCCCGCCUCAGUGUCAGUGCUGCAGGUGCAAGCGCAGGACGCAGAUCUGGGACUGAACGGAGACGUGCGAUACGGCCUCAUGCACCGCCACGGCCAGGACCCCGGCUUCAGCAUCGACACUAUCACAGGAGUGAUCACGACCACAAAGACAUUUGACCGUGAGCGAGAGCGGGAGCUGAGUGUGUCAGUGACCGCCACAGACCGAGGGGAGGAGCCUCUGAUGGGGAUCUGCCUCGUCACGAUCACCGUCAGAGACCAGAACGACAACACGCCACGCUUCGAGAACAGCCGCUACCAGCACUUCCUGAGAGAGGACACUCCAGUGGGGACUAGUUUUCUGCGGGCGGCGGCACACGACGAUGACCAGGGCAGCAACGCAGCCAUCACCUACUCACUGACCAAUCACAGCCCAGCUUACUUAGGGGUCAAUCCCACCACGGGCUGGAUCUAUGUCCGGCAGCCGAUCUCACAGACGUCGCGGAUCACGCAGCAGGUCGUAGCCACAGACGGAGGAAACCGCAGCAGCUCAGUGGAGCUCAGCGUCACCAUCACCAACCUGCACAACCAGCCCCCCCUAUGGGAGCGGAGCCAGUACUACACCACCAUCCCAGAGAACACGGCCAGAGACCACAAGAUCCUGACCAUCCGGGCCACGUCCCCAUUGGGAGACCCCCGUGUCACCUAUAACCUGGAGGAGGGCCUGGUCCCAGAGACCAACCUGCCGGUGCACUUCUACCUGAAGCCCAACCGCUCGGACGGCUCUGCGUCGGUGCUGGUGGCGGAGAACCUGGACUACGAGACCACCUCCUUCUACACAUUGAGGGUCCGGGUUCAGAACGUGGCCGCGGUACCUCUGGCCUCCUUCACCACCAUCUACGUCAACAUCACCGACGUAAAUGACAACGUGCCGUUCUUCCAGUCGUCCACGUACGAGGCCACGGUGCCAGAAGGGGCAGAGGGCGGCACCACAGUGGUCCAGGUGACGGCCACAGACCUGGACUCUGGACCUCACGGAGUGGUGCGAUACUCUCUCCUGGGGGACGACAGUGGAGACUCUCAGUUUUUCUGGAUCGACCCAGUGGCUGGAUCCAUCCUGACACGGGCCUCUUUCGACCGCGAGCAGAAGUCCUCAUACCUGCUGGAGGUCCAGUCCCAGGACGGGACCGAGUCUGCCAGACCUGGCCAACAGGGACUGCCCAACACUGAAGAAACGUUCUCUUAUGAGAGCAAAAGUUCUUUCAAACCCGAGGUGCCCUGA